GAGAACUGCUGCCCAGACGGCGUCCGGCCUUGAUCCACCUCACUCAGGGCUAGAGGGACGGGGGAGGAGGGGAGAGUAGACGAGGGCGAAAAAGAGAGAGAGAGGGAGAAGGAGAAGGAGAAGAAAAGAGUCCUGAGAAGCUGGAGACGAUGACUUCGAAGACUCGGCUUGGCUGCCGCUGCUGCCUGUGGGCGACUACGACGGCCGCUUAAUCCUCCCGGGAGUGCGGGGGUUUCCUGUCCCGCCCGGCCCGGCCCAGUCCGACCCGGUCCGGCCCCCUCCUCUCUCCCACCUCUUCCCCUCCCCCUCCUCUCUCCUCCCCCGGGACUUUCGCUUCUGCCACUCACAAGUUAAAGGUUCUCUCUGCCCCGUUUCUAAAUUUCACCCCCCACCUCCCACCCCUCUCCAGCCCCUGGAGUGAAAGUUGAGCUGCUGGGUCCCUCCCUCUCCCCCCUGCCCGAGAUAUUCCAGCCUGCCCCCCCCCACCCCACCUCCACCCCCAGGGUUUUUCCAUCUUGGAGGCUCCCAGUCCGGGAGUUGUGCGUGUUUCUGGGUGCUCUGGGACUGGUCCGGCUCUCCAGCUAUUUCUUACCCUGAAUGUGUAUCUACAUAGUUAUCUAUGUACACAUCGGGACAUUUUUUCUCCUGCUUAAUGAGGACUUGACUCGGGAGCCACUGUGAAUCAUUCUCUGGGCUGGGAAAGGAGGAAGGAAGAUUUAACCCCCUCCCACCCCACUUCAUGUCCAUGUCUCAUUCGGCUUGGUCUACCUGGCACGGUUGGUACUGUUGCUGCUGCUGCUGCUGACAGGGAUCUGCUGCCAUCUCUGGAGUUUUGCUCUUGACACAGCUAGAGACAGUUCCUGUGGAUUUUUGUUUCUUUUUUUUCUUUCCCGUCAGAAGCUCAACCAAUCCAACAAUCUUUUUCUUAAAACAAGUUUCUUUAAAAGCACAUCACCAACUUGUCAAAAUUGGCAGAGGAGCUAUUUGUGUGGCUUGAAGAUCUCUGUGUUUUUGUUUAAUCAUCAGGGUAUCUAUCAAACAGCAAGAUGUCCAGCAAUGUUCCGGCUGAUAUGAUAAAUUUACGACUCAUCUUAGUGAGUGGGAAAACUAAAGAAUUCCUGUUUUCUCCUAAUGAUUCAGCAGCAGAUAUUGCAAAGCAUGUGUAUGACAAUUGGCCAAUGGACUGGGAAGAAGAACAGGUUAGCAGUCCAAACAUUCUGCGACUUAUUUAUCAAGGACGAUUUCUACAUGGAAAUGUGACACUAGGAGCAUUAAAACUUCCUUUUGGCAAAACAACAGUGAUGCAUUUGGUGGCUAGAGAGACAUUGCCAGAACCAAAUUCUCAAGGUCAAAGGAACCGUGAAAAGACUGGAGAAAGCAAUUGUUGUGUGAUCCUGUAAACACUGAUGUUUCUGCUAAGUGUGGUGUAAUAUAAGUCUGUCUUUUAUGCUGCUGGGAUAGAAGAGAUCCAACAUCAGACAUGCUUAGGAACAGUCCGUCUGUAAAUCCAUGGAAUUGAAAUAUUACAUGAACACUGUUGUUGUAUUCUCUGUUGCAAGAAGAGAUUCAAGAACAUUUUCACUAUGAUUUUUUAUUUCUAGUUAUUUUUAUGUUGAGCAAUCUUACAAUUCAUUGGUUUUUGAAUGCAGUUGAUCCAGGAAAAAAAAAAAAGUUAACAUGUUAUCUUCCACAGCAGAAACCAUUUUGCUGCCAUAAAAAUCUUCAUCCAGAGAACUAAUAAAUCAAGCGUUCCAAAUGCAAUUUGCACUAAAAAUGGUUGACAAUAUUUCAUUAUUUUCAUCAAUAGGAUUCGUAAACUCCAUGACACCUAGGAAUAAUCUACUAUAAAUUCCGUACUGGAAAAACACUCAGAAAUUAAUAAUGUUCGUUAAUGGCCAAUUUUUUUUGUUUGUUUAAAACGGAGAAGGGGCAGGAGAAAAAUGGAAAAUAAACUAAACUGUUCGGUGAAUUCUACCAAAGUUAACCUUGGUGGCAACACUGGCAUAGGAUACUAACUAAACUGAGUGUGACUCUAUUUUAACUGCAACAAAUGAAAAAAACAAUGUGCCUGUUAUUUAAAGCACUCUGCAGAGGGCUGUUGAAUUGUUUUCAUUAUGAUGUGCACUCUUUGGUCAGACAGUAGUUGAGUGCUUGUUCUUACAGCACAAAUAGGGCAAAGAGUGUGUUUCCUAGCCUUAAUAUGGGAGGGGUAAUUUCCUGUAGUCCAUAGGCUUUUAUUAUUGUGCAUAACUAUUAGAAAACCUCAUCUACUGAUCAAUUUUAUGUAUUUGAAUAUCAGCAAAUUGAUGGUUUUUUCCAGUAACCUUUUCUCAUCUGUACCUUAGUGUCCAAUGUCAUGCUUACUUAUUAGACAUUUCAAACAAAUUCUUAAUAUUUAAAAAAAAAAACAACCAACUCUUUGCCAGAGUACUAGUUUUGUUUAUGUAAUCUGCAUUUGGUAUUAGUGCUUGCAAUUGUAUUAAAAUCAAAAGCUGAUUUUUAAAGCAUAGAUGACUUAAAGUGAUGCCAUUCUUUUGUUUCAUACCAAUAAUUUAAAAGUUGAUAUGCUCAAGAAAUUUGCACAGCACUAAAGCAUGAGCUAGUUUCAUUUAAAUCUGUAAAAAUAUAAAAGAUUUUAUAUUUUUUCACUGGGAAGAAAUUCUUCCUGGGUGAAAUUACAAAUAUGUGUAGAAUAUAUUUAAUUAAAAUCUUAUAAAAUACUUAACUAUAGAAUUUAAAUAUAGAUUGGCGUGUAGUAUAAUAGAACAAUAUUCCGUAUAAAUAGCUUUAGCCUUCACAGAAAUUAAAGUCACAGGCUGACAUUGUGUUCUGUAUUUAAUAAGUGUCCACAGCCCUUAAACAUACAUGUGAACGUUUCCAGAUGGUCAACAUCCUUUAAAUGUAAUCAGGUUAUUUUGUUCAUUGUUAUCGCUUUGAUGAAAAGGCUUUAUAUGCAGUAGAUCUACAAAAAUAUUGUUCAUACUGAUCAGAAUUAAAUUUGUAUAGAGCAGAGUUUUAAAACAAAUUGUAAAUAGUACUAAACAUUUUCUUUCUGCAACCUGUACUGAUAAAAUCCUUCUGUAAACUAAAUAAAAGCAUAUUAUAGUGGUAAUUUUAGAGGUCCUUGAUUAGAUCAAUAAUUGUUUAAGCAGUUCUCAUCUUGGUUAAAACUAUGUUUUCUAUUGGUAUUUUCUUCUGAAUCUUGUUUUUUAAAUUACUUAAUAUAAUAUUAUUUAGUUUGUGAUGUGUUCCCAAUGUAUUUCUUUGGUAUUUAAUCUGAUUUAUUUCUGCACAGUCACUACAGUGAAAAAGUUUAUGUAGUCUGUGCUCUCAUUAAAAAUAUUAUAUUCAUAGAUACUCAAUAUUUAUACUCUUUUUAAAAAAAAAACUGCAGCUCACAUAAGAAUCAUAUCAGUGCAACCUAAAGAAGAAUAGGUUACUUGGUUAGGCAAAUGUCCCAUUAAUGACUUUUGUUGGACUAUUGCAAUAGUCUCCUAACAGGUCUUCUUGCCUCCAUUCUCUCCAUGCUAUAAUUUAUACUUAAUUGUAUACCUGAUCUAAUCUUUAUUAUAAAUUAUGGCCUGAUAGAUCUUCUUGCUUUCUAUACCUCCACUUCUUACUCUAUAUAAUCCAUUCUUAACACUGCAGCCAAUCUAAUCUUCCUAAUGUAAAUAUGGUCCUCCAAACAAUCUUCUGUGGUCAGUCUUCAUUGCUUUCUUAUUGGUUGGUCCUUUGCCUGGCAUUCAGAGUCUGCCAUAGUCUGGUACCAGCUGCUUUACUCUCCAAACAAACUGGAUUACUCUUUGUCUCAGAUGAUCCUGCACUUUUCUGUCUCUAUGCUUUUCUCAAGCUGUUCCCUAGGCCUGUAAUGUCUUGUCUGUCCUUAUUCAGCUGUUGAAUUUCUUCCUCUUCUUUAAAACCCAACUCAAAAGCCACCUCCUUGAAAUUUGUUUCCCUAACCCUCCCUCCCUCAGUUUUUAAAACCGUUCUCACAAAGCACCUUGUUUUGCCCCUCUCUAAUGCGCUUCCGUUCUAUUUUGUAUUACAUUUAUCUCUAUUUAUACAUUUCUCCCCCCCUCAUAAGACUGUAAACUCUAUAAGAACAAAAUUUUGCCCAAGAAUUUAGCUAAAUUUUGUAUCUCCUCUAGCACCUAGAACAGUGAUCUGCAAACAUUAGGCACUUAAUGUUUAUUGAAUUGAAACUCACUAGUUAUUUAGAAAUUGCUAAAUAGGAUAAAGAAAUUAAUUAUUAGAGAAAGAAUCAAUAUACUAAAAUAUUUAUAUGAUAGAUAUGCUGAAUGAAGGAACUUCAGCAGUUAUGAAGUACCCACUGUGCAGAUCAGUGUUCUAAGAAAUGUAGAAAUUGAAUAAGACUGUGCCUGCCCUUACAGAGUUUACACUUUUAAUAGGAUGAUACAACACAUAUAUAACUAUAAUAAAAUACUAUCUUCCUCAUUCCAUUUAUUUUUCAAAAAUAAAUGCAUAAUCAAUACUUAGGUUAAAAUAAAAAAAAAACAAUUUUUUUCUUAAUUUAACAUAUUUAGAUAAGUACAAGCAUCCCUUUAAUACUUUGUGCUGCAUCAAAGUUUAGAUAUGAUUGGAAUACCUAAGACCUCGUUGUCCAAAAUGGCACCUCAGUUGCCUAAUGGUUCAAGUUGCACUAGAACCAAAGUAGUAAUAGCGAAGAUUUAUGGGCAUUUAAUUUAAUCAGUACAAGUCCAUAGCUUGGUUCUUCAAACCACACCUUGUUGGCCUUGAAUAGUUUUAGCCUCCUGUUGGAAUAAAUAAAAUUCUCCCAGGAUGAUAAGGAUCUUGGUCUUUACAAAAAUGUCAUUAUGCUUCUGGAGUCUGGGUUAACUGUGUGGUUUCUAUUUAAGGGAAAUUAUAUCCACUCUUGACACUGAGAAGGCUAAAAUCUAGUAUCAUCAUGCAUAUUAAGUAAUUUUCCCCUAACAUUGAAUUUUAAUUUUAAAUAGGGUCACCUUGACCAAAGUUAAUAGUAUUUUUAUGUUAUCUAAGUGUAGUGUAUGAUGUUUAAUGUGAAAUGAGAUUAAAAUUUACUCCUCUUUUGAAUAAUCCCCAUGUACACUUUUGGUGUAUCUUCAUCUUUUUUUCAUUAUUAUUUACCAUCUUUCUUCCUUUCUGCAAUUCUGCUAGUCAGUCCUACAGAAAAAUUCACCGUUGGUGACAGUCACCACUAACUCAGGAACUAAUAGAAUCUUCCAUUCCCAUAGUCUAUUAACAUCCUGACUAGUUAAGUGUAUGGUAUGGUAUGAUAUAUUGUUUGACUUGUAGGAGUUUGAGGUUUAAUCUGAGUUACUUGAUUUAUACAAAAAGUGAUGGUUUUCUUUUUUACAGAAAGUGAACACCUGAAGAGCCUGUCCAUUUUGGCUCUACUCUUAAACUUCUUUAAGCUCAUAUCAAGCAGGUCUUCCACUCUUUCCACUACUACUAGUUACUGUUACUGUUGUUUUGUAACAUGAAAACCUAAUUGAUUAACCUUAGUGGAUAACAUGGAGGAUUUGGUAUUUGAUAUUCAAAACUACCAAUAAAGUGGCAAGAACAGGAAUAAUACUAAAGUAUGGGAGCAGCCUAGGGUUGUUAGUCAAAUUGUUUUAUACUUUCUGACAACCAUGUAUACUUUGGAAUCUCUUUGUUCCUCUGAUUAAGUAUAAAUUCACACAUAUAGUCUAAAUUAACCAUGGAAAGAAUUUUAAGCCAAAAAUAGCAAUAAAACUGCGACUUGCUACAAAGCCUCACUUAUGUUCUCCAAAGGAAAGGGCCAGCAUCAUAAAAUUAUAGAAUUAUAGAGGCAGAACAUCUGAAUUUGGAUCCUAACUUGGAUACAUACUAGCUGGAUAAAUAGAAUCAAGUCACUUAACCUCUCCCUGAGCCUCCUCAGUGUUUGCAAAAUUGAUAUAAUAGUAAUCGUACUACCUAUUUCAUAGAGUUGUGAGGAGAGUGUUUUGUAAAAUUCAAAAGCCUAUCUAUGUCAAGGUUGAUUCUUUUAUUGUCAUUGGUAUAGAGAAGGACAGACCUCAGAAAGAGCUCUUCUCCUCAAAGCAGUUAUCUAGUUUACAACAUCCCCAACAAGUAGUCAUACAGCGACUAACUGGAAAAUCUUUACACCCAGAGAUAGCCCAUUCUGCUUCUGAACAGUUCUAAAUAUCAGGCAACUAAUCCACUGCUGCACAGGCACCAAUGCUUCCUAAAGAAUGUUUCCUUAUUAUCACUAUUUAGCCACCUCUUGCUUCAUUGGGCAUGCUACGGCUUUUCUCAAUACCACUCAGGAGCAAUUUUGUCCAUUAGCUUUAACAGUUUUUCAAUUUAAUUGAUAUUAUUUUUAAAGCCUCUAUCAAAAGGACAGCAUAGGAAUAAUUGUGAACCUAAAUGUCCCUAGCCUAACCUUCCUCUUCAGUUUGUUCACCUCUCUCCUCUGUCUUUUCAGAGUCAGCAUCAUCUUCCCACUUUUAUUAAAAUUUGCAAAUCUCUAUUUUGUUUUUUUGGUCACUCUUUCCCCCUGUAUGACUUAUGACUGUUGAGUAUGAGCCUCAUUUCUAUACUUUCUGGUACAUAGGUAAUGUAUAACUCCACUUCUGUCCUAAUUUAGUAGUACUUUCUUUAGUCUUAAUCUCAAACCAAUGUCGUGGUACUCCUCAAUUGUGUUUAAGCUCAUGGGACUUAUAGUCAACUGCAGUUUAAGCAUUUUACUAUCUGUUAUUUCAUCUUUGCUUUCUGGUGCUUGGAUACAGUUUUUUCCUCAUCCCCUAAUUUACAUAUCUUCCACAAGCAGAUUUCUUUAAGAAUGUGACCCUUCAAACAGAAACAGAAAAAGCAAAAACUCUAAACUUUUCCCUAUUCUUAUUAUUCUGAUUUAUUGAAGAUUGAAACAUAAAGGCCUCACUCCCAAGAAAGCUCUAGAUUUGUCAUUUCCAACACUUUUUCACUAGGAAAUAUGUUCUGUCUCUGAACUUUAUUAUUCCACAAAUAAAUGAACUGAGGUGUUAAGAAUCCAGUCGACAGUCAUAUAUUUCAGUGAAUUAGAACUGAAAAUUAGUUGCAAUUCUAUAAAGAGGGAUUUAAUAAAUCACAUAAUUUUGUUAUUCUCACCUUCCUCCAUUCUCUCAAAUUCUACUUUUUUUUCUCAAAAACACCUCUUGAUUAGCUAUUUGGAUUCCAUAGAUGCUUCUUGCUCUUUAAUUCAUUUUCAGGAUAUUUUGUUAGCUUUAUUCUAUGCAAUGCCAAGACUGUAUACCUGAUAAAUUUAUAUAUUCAACAAUAUCUGCAAAUUGUAAAUUUGCAAAAAAAAAUCUGCAAGGUCAGCAAAUAUCUAACAUUGAAUCUACAAUUCAUCAUGUCUAGCAGUCCCUUCCUAAGAAAACAAUGGAGGACUUAGCCAAUCAAGGUAGGGAUAACACAUUUCGAAUAGGGAGCAGGGGAGCCUAUGGCCCCUCUAAUCACUCUUUUUUUUUCUUUUUAAUGUAAUAAACAUUUUUAUUUAUAGUUUUGGGUUCCAAUUUUAAUUCCUCCUUCCUUCCCUCCCUCCCUCCCCUCUCCCCUUCCUAAGGUGGUAAGCAAUCAGAUAUGGGUUAUACAUGUGUGAUUAUGCAAAGUAUUACCAUGUUUGUCAUUUUGUACAAGAAAACUUGAUUAAAAAAAUUAAAAAGUGAAAAAUUGCAUGCUUCAGUCAGUAAGCCAGUUACAUUUCCUUCCCAAGCAGACCUUAUUGUGGGCCAUACCUAUUCAUACAACUUAACAUACAUAUACAAUCAUGUUUUUAAAACAUGCCUCUUUGUGAAAUAGUUAAGUUCAUAGUUUUCCAACAGUAGAAGGAUCAUCCCUAUCUGGAUUAUACUUAAAAAUCACAGAAUCUCAGUUUGAAGCAACCUCAGAGGCGAUCUAUUGCAGACUUUAUUUUUUGUUUGUUUUUGUUUUUGCGGGGCAAUGAGGGUUAAGUGACUUGCCCAGGGUCACACAGCUAGUAAGCGUCAAUUGUCUGAGGUUGGAUUUGAACUCAGGUCCUCCUGAAUCCAGGGCCAGUGCUUUAUCCACUACCCCACCUAGCUGCCCCUAUUGUAGACUUUCUAAACAGGAAUUUAUAUUUAUAGCAUCACCAACAAGAGUUCAUGCAGCCUUUUCUUUGAAAAGCUUAAAUGAAGGGGCACUACACUCUCAUCCAAGCCAGUCUAUUCCACUUUGGUAUGUCAGGAAAGUUUUCCCUAGAGUGAGUUAACAUCUUCGUCUCUGCAACUGGAAUCUGGUACUCCUAGCUAUAGUAUAGACUCAGUUCCUUCAACCAGUUCUUGUGUGACAGCCUUGAGGCUUUGUACUAUUCUGAAUGGCUUCCUAUCAGUGUCUAUCUUAAUAUGUGGUAUCCAGAAUUUAACAUAUUACUCUCAUUUGUGGUUUGACCCAAGUAAAAUGGAACCUUCUGUGUCCUGGAUGCUAUUUUUCUCAAUGCAGUCUGAGAUCACUGUUUUCUUGGCUACCAAAUCUCAUUAUUGAUGUACAUUGAGCUUGCAGGCUACUAACCCUAACCCACUCCCUCAGAUCUUUUUUUUUU
This is a messenger RNA of Dromiciops gliroides (monito del monte), 8563 nucleotides long. RefSeq names its product ubiquitin like 3 (gene UBL3). The record is from RefSeq and is a predicted model, not a curated record. The transcript is spliced from 5 exons. Bases 1047 to 1400 code for a protein of 117 amino acids. Gene Ontology annotation, molecular function: protein binding. Lineage: Eukaryota; Metazoa; Chordata; Mammalia; Microbiotheria; Microbiotheriidae.